GGGGCCAGACAGUUCGUGGUCGAGGCGUCUAAGACGUGAAGAAUGCCAGUUUUCAGGAAUUUGGCCAAGACUGCUAAAAAAGUGCUACUGAGCAAUGGUUGUAGUUGCCAGAUUCCUGCUGUGUCAGUCAGACUGAUGAGCUGCUCUCCAAGGCAAAUAAAUGCAGAUGCAAGCUUUCACUCUGUAUCUUUUGCUGAAUCGGAUCAUCCCCGUGUUCUUAUCACAGGUGGCUUAGGACAGCUUGGUGUAGGGCUUGCUAACUUGUUAAGAAAUCGCUUUGGUAAAAACAACGUAAUUCUCUCUGACAUCAGGAAACCCCCAGAUCAUGUGUUCCACAGUGGACCAUGUAUAUAUUCUGACAUCUUGGAUUAUAAGAAUCUGCGUGAAAUUGUCGUCAACAAUCGUAUCACUUGGCUAAUUCACUACAGUGCUCUGCUGAGUGCAGUUGGGGAAGCAAAUGUCCCUCUAGCACGCAAUGUCAAUAUAACCGGUCUGCAUAAUAUUCUGGAUAUUGCUGCGGAACAUAACCUUCGCCUGUUUGUUCCCAGCACAAUUGGUGCAUUUGGAUCAACUUCUCCCAGAAACCCAACUCCUGAUCUGUGUGUACAGAGACCUAGAACAAUCUAUGGCGUCUCCAAAGUGCAUGCUGAGCUUAUGGGUGAGUAUUACCAUCACAAGUACGGCAUGGAUUUUCGAUGUCUGAGGUAUCCUGGCAUAAUUUCUGCAGACACCCAACCAGGUGGCGGCACAACAGAUUAUGCAGUCCAAAUUUUCCAUGACGCUGUAAAGACAGGAAAGUUUGAAUGUUACCUGAAGCCUGAUACAAGGCUUCCCAUGAUGUACAUUGACGACUGCCUACGUGCAACAUUGGAAAUCCUGGAAGCACCAGCGGAACAGCUCACCAUGAGAACCUAUAAUAUCAGUGCUAUGAGCUUCACUCCUGAAGAGCUGGUGGCUGAGGUUCGAAAGCACUUGACUGACCUUGAGAUCACCUAUAAAGUUGAUGAAAUGCGCCAGGCAAUUGCUGAUAGUUGGCCAAUGGAAUUCGAUGACCACAACGCUCGUCAAGACUGGGGCUGGAAGCAUGAAUAUGAUCUUUCUGAGCUGGUCUGCACAAUGCUAAAUUUUUAUACAACUGAUAACCGGCUGAUGCAAACAAAUUAAAGAAAAAUGAAAGAUUUUUUGAAGGACCAGAAUCUACAAGGGGAUCCAAUGUAUAUAAGAACAUCAUUAGAUGACAAAAUUUAGAUCACUUUUGAAUAAAUAGUCAUUUUUCUCUACUUGAACCAGGUUGACUACUAUGGCUCGCUGUGUACCUUGUGCAGCAAGAAUAUAAAAUGUAAUGGUUGAUGGUAACCUGAAGAAGUGUUUGGUCUAGAUGAAGAGUGAUGUUACAAAGGGCUGCCAACAUACAGGGCAGAGUAUUUCAUUUGAACUAUUAUUUAUUUAUAAAUUUUCAGUUCUGAAUUUUAUUCUUGAUAAAAUGUGUACUUUGUGCAAAGAUGAGAAGGAAAGAGUAAAUGUUCACUUCAUCUUUUAAAAAUUAUUAUUAGAGCCUUAAAAUAUUCUUCAGUACUCAAGUUAAAAAUGGAGGUAGCUGAAGGUUAUUUAAUAAUGUAGUUGAAUAAGUUGUGUAAUAAGCUGUAUUCUACUUGCAGUUUAUUUAAUCUGAAGAAUUUUGUUUUGUAGACUAUUUCUGUUUCUGUAAAGAAUUAAUGCAGUUUAUCUCAAAACAUCCAUCGUCUGAUCAAACACUGUACGCUAUGAAAGGUGAUUAAUCUUGGCGUAAAUGUUUUUGGAUAUUGUGCAAACAUUUGUUUUGCAUUUCUGACUUCUUUUCAUGCUAUAGCACUUCAUUAAAAGCUACAUUUUCAUAAGGUUAGAGCGGCCUCCAAUGUUUUGGCAUAAUUGUGCAAAUUCUAUAAUUUAUAAUAAGGAAAACCAAACUGAUGUCAGUAUAGUGAUGGAUGGUCAAAAGAUGAAAAAGCAAUUCCAUUACUUUUAUGCAUUUUUUUUAAAUGAGUAUGUGUGUCUUUAAAAGUUCUUGAUGGCUACUUUAUUGCAAAACGUGUCUACUUUUUUUUAUAUAUCGAGCAAAAAUUUUGCUUUAAGUUUCAGAUUUUUGCGUUUGAAGGUUUUAUUGGACUUGAUGUCUUGCAAAUAAUCUUUUUUCCUCAAUUUGAGUAUUUAAAAAAAAUAAAAGAGCAUUCAAAAUCCAAA
Messenger RNA from Hemiscyllium ocellatum (epaulette shark), 2220 nucleotides. It is a transcript of the gene tdh, whose product is annotated as L-threonine dehydrogenase. Gene Ontology annotation, biological process: L-threonine catabolic process. The transcript has 9 exons. Lineage: Eukaryota; Metazoa; Chordata; Chondrichthyes; Orectolobiformes; Hemiscylliidae. The coding region runs from base 43 to 1164 and encodes 373 amino acids. The record is from RefSeq and is a predicted model, not a curated record. Gene Ontology annotation, molecular function: L-threonine 3-dehydrogenase activity.